AUGGCGACACCCGCAAACGAAGACGGCGUGAGCGCUGCGGAGAGAGGGAAAAACCCGAAAAAGGCCAAAAAUGAAGGGAUGGCCAGUACUGCAGUGGAUGAGUCUGAACUUCUAACUGUCCCUGAUGGCUGGAAAGAACCAGCGUUCACCAGAGAAGAUAACCCCAAAGGACUCCUGGAGGAGAGCAGCUUCGCCACCCUCUUCCCAAAGUACAGAGAAGCCUAUCUGAAGGAGUGCUGGCCACUGGUUCAGAAGGCUUUAGGAGAGGCACACAUCAAUGCAACCUUGGACCUGAUUGAGGGGAGCGUCACUGUUUGCACCACAAAGAAGACAUUUGACCCUUACGCCAUCAUGAGAGCCAGGGACCUCAUCAAGCUGCUCGCCAGGAGCGUCCCGUUUGAACAGGCGGUGCGGAUAUUGGAGGAUGACGUGGCGUGUGACAUCAUCAAGAUCGGAAUGCUGGUCAGGAACAGGGAGCGCUUUGUGAAGCGGAGGCAGCGCCUCAUCGGCCCAAAGGGCUCCACGCUGAAGGCUUUGGAGCUGCUGACCAGCUGCUAUGUGAUGGUUCAGGGCAACACGGUGUCGGCUCUGGGCCCCUACAGCGGCCUCAAGGAGGUGCGCAAAGUGGUCCUGGACACCAUGAAGAACAUUCAUCCCAUUUACAACAUCAAGGCGCUGAUGAUCAAGCGGGAGCUGGCCAAAGACCCCGACCUGCGGAGCCAGAGCUGGGAGCGCUUCCUGCCACAGUUCCGCCACAAGAACGUCGCCAAGCGCAAAGAACCAAGGAAGAAGAACGUGAAGAAGGAGUACACGCCUUUCCCUCCACCCCAGCCUGAGAGCCAGGUUGACAAGGAGUUGGCUACGGGAGAGUUCUUCCUCCGGGAGAGUGCAAAGAAGAAGAAGAAGAUGGAGGAGAUCAAGGUCAGACAAGCAGAGGCGCUGAGCAGGAAGCAGGAAGAGAGGAGGAAAGCUUUCAUUCCACCCAAAGAAAAGCCUCUGAAGAAAACCAGCAAAGCCCCGACAGAAGGCAAGCUCGACAUCGAAGCAAUCAAGGAGAAAGUUAGGAAAGCCAAAACCAAGAAGCUGGGAGCGCCACUUGUGCCCCAAGCCCUGCCUACCAACAAAAACGCCACCAAAAGCAAGAAGAAGAAAAGCUAACAUGGAGGCUACAGGCGUAUAAAACUGCCGGACUAAUGUUGUUUACUACUUGCUAUGUACGGUUUAAGUGAACAAGGCACAUCAGAUUCACAACCAUGUUGUGGGCGGGACUUCCUGUUGUCCUGUCCAGGAGGGCUGAGGCCAGCAGUGAGUUACGCUGUCCAUAGUUCUCUGCUUUCUUCAUUUGUGA
Lampris incognitus (smalleye Pacific opah) is the source of this 1348-nucleotide messenger RNA. RefSeq names its product KRR1 small subunit processome component homolog (gene krr1). Bases 1 to 1158 code for a protein of 385 amino acids. The transcript is spliced from 10 exons. Gene Ontology annotation, cellular component: nucleolus; small-subunit processome. Gene Ontology annotation, molecular function: RNA binding. The record is from RefSeq and is a predicted model, not a curated record. NCBI's taxonomy places the organism in Eukaryota, Metazoa, Chordata, Actinopteri, Lampriformes, Lampridae.